GAACACGCCGCUCGAAUAUUAGGUACAGAGUGCAGCCGAGUAAGAGGCGUUCCGCGUUUCGAAGCGGCAGCAGUUCAACUUAAAAAACUUUUUAAAAAAUCUGUGUUUUCGGCCAGUGACUUUUGUGCAGUGAUCAGUGAUGAGGCCGCCUACGGAAUAUGAGGGGGGAGCGCGGGUGCCGACGGAAGCCGAGGAGGUGGACCCGCGGGCGCCGGCGAUGAUGAUCUGCGCCCGGCUCGCUGGCCGCGCCAUCAUUCGCGUCGUCGGACGCUGCGAGGAUGCCCAAGAAAACAGCCAGCUUGACCUGUCAGAAUGCCAGCUGAUGCAAGUCCCAGAUGCAGUGUACCACCUCAUGCGACACACGGAGCUUAAGAGCUGUGAUCUCAGUGGCAAUGUCAUCACCAAGAUACCUCCCAAGUUUGCGGUCAAGUUCAGUUUGAUCACAGAUUUGAACCUCUCAAACAAUCAGAUGGCCAGAUUGCCAGACGAGCUGUGCACACUGGCUUGCCUGGAGCGGCUGGACAUCUCCCAUAACAGCUUCGUGGCCCUCCCGGCCAUCGCCUGCCAGUGUCCCAGUCUCCACACAUUACACGCACACCACAAUCAGAUCAUUGAGGUAGACGUGGACCGGUUGGGGCGGUCGCGCGCCCUCGAGUACGUGGACCUGAGCGACAACCCCCUCCCCCCGCGCGUGCACGACGAGAUCAAGCAGCUCUCGCGGCCUUCCGUGGCCGUGUCCGAGCGCGUCAAGGAGGACUGGGAGGAGGACCUGCUCCUCUAGGAGGCCAACUCGCGUUUGGGGCCAGAGCUGACAUUCAUACGGGCUUGUGAUACUCGAUUAUAGUCAUUGUAGUUG
This is a messenger RNA of Cydia amplana, 856 nucleotides long. RefSeq names its product leucine-rich repeat-containing protein 57 (gene Sclp). Lineage: Eukaryota; Metazoa; Arthropoda; Insecta; Lepidoptera; Tortricidae. Gene Ontology annotation, molecular function: protein binding. Bases 140 to 781 code for a protein of 213 amino acids. The transcript has 4 exons. The record is from RefSeq and is a predicted model, not a curated record.